AUGAAUGCUUCUCAGGAGAGCGACGAGUUCAUCGAGCCGGCAGCCCGAAUACCGAGGCAAAGUGAAAGUGCGGCAGCAUCAACAUCUGCUCAUACUCUGUCUGGUGUCGAGAAGCCUCGAGUCGAGCUAGCAAGCAAUGGAAGUGAUGAUGCUCGAGCCUCGACGUCGGAUGCACAUGAUCAAGCAAACAGCAACAAUCUCGACGCACGCGAAAAUGUCCAGACGGACGCCUCAAACGUGGAGCGAGCACCUUCCUUGGCCUCGUCAUCCGUCAAAACCAAAGUGUUUCUCAAAAGCACCUCUCCCGAUGUGCCGCUCCACGUUCAUCUGCCUCGCGAGCUCUCUCACACCCUUCUCAAGAAGCUCCAAAUCACCAUCAAAGCCCACGGUGGCGUCAUGGAAUCGCGUUUUGGCAAGGCUGACUUGAUCGUCGUCGACCCAGAUCUUAAAGGAGUGUCCAAAAGGCUGCUCAGAGACGCCGAUAGCAUGGGUCAGCCCAUCCCCGUCGUGAUUCCCGAUUACAUCUACGAUUGUGCUGCUCACGGGCAGCAGCUCGAUCUCGGUGAUCCCAAGUACAAGUACAACCCCUCGAUUCAGGGCCCCGACCCUCCGCAAGUCCCAGAACCCGCCCCGCGAACUCUCAAUGGUCGCAAUCCUUUCACCGAAUCCGACCGCCAGGCUAUCGUCUCGUACUUUGUCGACAAGCACGAGUCGUCCUGGAGCCUCAAUGCUGCUGCUCGCGAGCUCGCUCUUCGUAUUCCAACCCACACAUAUCAGAGCUUCCAAUCCUAUCUUCAGGCCAACUUCGACAAAGGCUGGAAUCUCAAACAAAAAGUGCUCAUCGCACGCCGUGAGGCCCUCGAAGGCGAGCCCUCCGAACUGCAGGCCCGCAUCUUCCGUUCCCAGUACACGGCCUCGCCUGGUCUACAUGAGCAGUCCGAGCAGUCCGCUCCCUCGGACGGUUGGCCUCGCACCUCUCCCGCCCCGCAGUCCAAUCAAGAGCCAGCGGCAGAAUCAGAUCCGAUCCCAGUUGCCGAGAACGGUCACGAGCGGCUGCCUGCGCAACAGGACUCGAGUCAAUCAGAGGACGAUGAUCAGGAUUUGCUGGUGCGCCAACCAAAUCCAGGCACAAAGGCAGACAACGUCGACAAAAGCCCAACCAAAACAAAGCAGCCCGUCGAACACACCUCUUCAGAGGAAUCGGAUCCCGACACAAGUCCGCCUGCUUCCUUGUCGCUUGGUCAGAGACCACCACAUCAUAGUCAAAUUCAGGCGUCGCCAAGCCCCGACGAGGAACCCGACCCGGAGCAUUACUCUCCAAGGAUCUUGUCUCAAAUCGAGCGAGCAGAAAAGUCCCGUACCCAAAGCUCGCAAAAAGCAAACAAAAAGCCCCACCGACGGUCGCAGUCAAGCAGCGAUUACGAUUCCGAGCUCGACGAGCUCGACCACGGCAGCGACCAGGACCUUCUCGCUGGUGAAUCUCCUUCGAGGGCCACCGCGCAGGAUGAUCAGAUUCAGGCUGCAGAUUCCGAGGAAUCAGAGUGGGGAGGAUCCAAAAGAAUCGAUCGCAAGUUGCGCGUGGACACGGGCACGGACGACAUCCGAGUCAAAUUCCUUCAAGACGAGAAGGACGAUCUCAUGCGCAAGCUCGUCGAGCACGUCCUUGCGCAGGGAGAUGACCUCCCGCCCUCCACGCAGAACGCGAUGCUGAACCAGCCCCAGGACUUUUUCUGGACACAAUUCGCCUCGACACAUCCCCGGCAUUCGGCUGCCUCGUGGCGCAGCCACUAUCGCAAAAACCGUGCGGUUUACAGAAGGAUCGUCGAUAUGAUGAUCCAGGAUCGACGCGCGGGCGAGGAGUCGGGCCAGCCAGAGGACUCCAGCGACGCAGAAAGUCAAGAUCAGCUCGCACCCGAUUCACAGCCGAGCGCGAGUAAAGACGCACCGGUUAAACACGAUGCUUUGACAGACGAUACAGCAGCGGCGCAAAGAUCAUUGGAACAGCUCAGGUCCGGGUCAGAGGACUCGUUGAGUUCCAAAGACAUAAGCUUCCCCGACGACGGCAUCGUCGUAAUGAUUCCGCUGCACUCCACGGAGCGACCGCCAGCACGGCACUCGUCGCACGGAGACCAGUGGCCAGAUGAGCUUCCGGCGCCACCUAUCGAGGACGAGGAUGAGGACAUGCUGCAGAUUGAAGAUCAAGUCAAUGUGCUCGCAGAAACCGCACCCUCGGUGGAAGACGAGGAGGAGUCGCCGCCUUCGCCACCCUCGUGGGACAGUGGCAGAUCCGGUACAGGUCCAGAUCCGAGAUCGCCCUCGAAAUCUCCCAUGCCAGCGAAUUCAGCCGCGAUGCACGUGGCCGGGUCACGCUCUACCAGCGCGGUGGAAGCCGGAACACCCGUGCUGGCUCAGCACCGCGACGCUGCUUUCUACGAUUUUACCAUGGACAGCGAUGAAGAGCGACGCAUCCGCAAAGCACGCUCGCGCCCAUCGCUUCCCAACAUGCAGCGACGUCAGCGAGACUUGUCUGCCAGGAUGCCAGCUGCUCCGAUCACCACGGAUCGCGUGUUGGGCCACUUUGCGACUCCUUCCCGGGGUCAGCAGCCGAACUCAAUCCCCAACGUUUCGUUGUCAGCGCGUCAGGCGCACAAGGACAGCAUGGCGCGCACGCGAGAAUGGACACGCAGCGUCUCGAGCGCAUCCUCCUCUGGCUCUGGAGAUCGUUCGCCUCGUCCCGAGCCGAUUGCUGUCACCGAGUCGUCGCGCUCUCGCGCCAGUCGUAUCGACCGGAGGCCGCUGCUUGUCGAAGCGUUCGUGGGCGUUGGAACGCCGUCACGCGUACGGAAUGCAACGCAGCCCCUACAUCGACGGCCCAUGAGUGGCGGCGGGCUUCCACCUGCACCCGUCGCCUCCAGUCCGACACCAGCCCGAGUUCGACCGGAUCCGGUCGAGUCGGAUUUCGAAGCCGCACGCCGACAGUACCGUGCUGACGCCGAGCAGUUCCGGGAUGAUUUCGGAUUGAACAGGGAGCAGCGCAACAUUCUGCUGAAACGAUUCAACGGAAACAUCAAGCAAGCUCGCCAAUACAUCGCCGACUGGCUCGCAGACGUGCAAGAUGCGUACAACGUCGAGGCAUCUGUUGCAUUCGAGUACGUCAAGACCUCGCAGGGAGACUUUGCGCAAGCCGAGAACUUCCUCAGGCUUGCUGCUAUGACACGAUCUAGCAGCACGCCAAAUCGCUCUGUCGGAGAUUCGUCGCGGGGCGAUGUGCGCUCCAUCAGCCCUGUGAAGCGGAGCAUUGGAAACAGUGAUGGCAGUUCUUCUCGCCUUGAACGUACAAUCGGUCGAGGCGAAUCUUCGAAGCGUUUCCGACGAUAG
This is a messenger RNA of Pseudozyma hubeiensis SY62, 3378 nucleotides long. RefSeq lists its product as hypothetical. The transcript has a single exon. The record is from RefSeq and is a predicted model, not a curated record. NCBI's taxonomy places the organism in Eukaryota, Fungi, Basidiomycota, Ustilaginomycetes, Ustilaginales, Ustilaginaceae. Bases 1 to 3378 code for a protein of 1125 amino acids.